Lithohypha guttulata is the source of this 1581-nucleotide messenger RNA. RefSeq lists its product as uncharacterized. The coding region runs from base 1 to 1581 and encodes 526 amino acids. The record is from RefSeq and is a predicted model, not a curated record. The transcript has 2 exons. Lineage: Eukaryota; Fungi; Ascomycota; Eurotiomycetes; Chaetothyriales; Trichomeriaceae. Gene Ontology annotation, molecular function: pyridoxal phosphate binding; glutamate decarboxylase activity. Gene Ontology annotation, biological process: L-glutamate catabolic process. Gene Ontology annotation, cellular component: cytosol.
AUGGUGCACCUAAAUAGAGUAUCUACCUUGAAGGAGGGCGAAUUCUCGCUUCCUGCUCGACGAAAGUCUACAGUGCCUGGUCUUGAGCACAUCUCACUAGAGGCUCCUGGUGAGGAUGACUUCUCUACCAGUGUCUAUGGUUCGAGAUUUGCUGCUCAAGAUCUCCCGGCCCAUGAGAUUCCAGAAAGAGAGAUGCCUCGAGACGUUGCUUACCGAUUGAUUAAGGAUGAACUCAGUCUCGAUGGCAACCCUAUGUUGAAUCUCGCCAGUUUUGUUACCACAUACAUGGAGGAGGAAGCUGAAAAGCUCAUGCAAGAGGCUCUUUCCAAAAACUUCAUCGAUUACGAGGAAUACCCCCAAUCAGCCGAGAUCCAGAACAGAUGCGUGAACAUGAUUGCUCGUCUCUACAAUGCCCCUGACACUGGCGACGAAACACAGAAUGCCAUCGGCACAUCAUGCAUUGGCUCCUCGGAAGCCAUUAUGUUGGGAACUCUGGCAAUGAAGAAGAGAUGGCAGAACAAGAGAAAGGCUGCUGGCAAACCCUACGACAAGCCAAAUAUUGUCAUGAACAGUGCUGUCCAAGUAUGCUGGGAGAAAGCUGCUCGAUACUUCGAUAUCGAAGAGAAAUAUGUCUACUGUACAGACCAGAGAUACGUGUUAGACCCUGAACAAGCUGUGGACCUCGUCGACGAGAACACCAUCGGUAUCUGUGUCAUCUUAGGUCUCACGUACACUGGUGAGUAUGAAGAUGUCAAGGAGGUCGACCGACUUCUUCGUGAAAGAGACAUUGAUUGUCCAAUCCACGUGGACGCUGCUUCCGGCGGAUUUGUCGCUCCUUUCGUCAAUCCCAACCUGCAGUGGGACUUCCGUCUCGAGAAAGUUGUCAGCAUAAAUGUCUCUGGUCACAAGUACGGCCUCGUCUAUCCUGGUGUAGGAUGGGUCGUCUGGCGAUCUCCAGAAUACCUUCCACAAGAACUCAUCUUCAACAUCAACUAUCUGGGGGCAGACCAAGCUUCGUUCACUCUAAACUUUUCGAAAGGUGCAUCUCAUGUCAUAGCUCAGUACUAUACACUGAUUCGGCUUGGCAAACGUGGUUAUCGCAGCAUAAUGCUUAACCUGACUCGUACCGCAGACUACCUGCAGGAGCAGCUCGAAGAACUCGGCUUCCUGAUAAUGUCUCCAGGUCAUGGUCGCUCACUACCUCUUGUCGCUUUUCGCCUCGAUCCUGACGAUGGUCACGACUUCGACGAAUUUGCUCUUGCCCAUCAGUUACGUGAACGUGGCUGGGUCGUACCUGCCUACACUAUGGCUCCACACUCCGAGAAACUAAAGAUGAUGCGCGUCGUCGUUCGAGAGGACUUCUCCAAGUCUAGAUGCGACAAUCUUGUCAACGACAUCAAGCUUGCCCUGAAGACCUUGACAGAGAUGGAUGCUGCGUCGGUCGAGAAGUACAAGAAACAUGUCGAAGACGCCGUCUCACACAGACAUGGCCACAAGAAGAGGUCCAAGAAGCCAAAGGGUAACUUGCAGGACAACCACAGCUUGCAAGCCACGCACGACAAAAGCCACCCAAUCUGUUAG